This is a messenger RNA of Cercopithifilaria johnstoni, 273 nucleotides long. NCBI's taxonomy places the organism in Eukaryota, Metazoa, Nematoda, Chromadorea, Rhabditida, Onchocercidae. The record is from the annotation of a GenBank genome assembly.
AUGCUGAUAGAAAAAUGGGUUGUAGAUGAACAAAGGAACAGAGAAAAGAGACUGUCGAGUGGACAGGCGUGGGAGCGGGUGAGAGGCAACCGGCUGGAUGGCUCGCUCGACUGCUUCCUAAAAAAGCCUAACGCAAACAGGAUGGAGGACGAUGAUACGAGAAAACCCACAGCAGGCAACCAAUCAUUCACCCCAACCUACCCUUACCUGAAAUACCAAAACGGACAAGUGCAGAAAAAAUACCAGAACGGACGAGUGUACUGGAUUUCUUAA